Messenger RNA from Penicillium canariense, 1236 nucleotides. RefSeq names its product mitochondrial 37S ribosomal protein uS5m. The record is from RefSeq and is a predicted model, not a curated record. Gene Ontology annotation, biological process: translation. Lineage: Eukaryota; Fungi; Ascomycota; Eurotiomycetes; Eurotiales; Aspergillaceae. Gene Ontology annotation, cellular component: ribosome. Bases 1 to 1236 code for a protein of 411 amino acids. The transcript has 2 exons. Gene Ontology annotation, molecular function: structural constituent of ribosome; RNA binding.
AUGAGUUUAGCCCGACCAGCGAGAUGUCUGUUCUGCAGCUUCUCCCGUACUGCUACGCAGGGCCCGCGAGUCCCCCGUCGCCAAUUCCACCCAUCGCCGGCGCACUUGACGAACCGGAAACCCAAGUUCCCGAAUAUCAAGGCCCUUGAGACCCAAAGUGCAUCCGGGCCGAAACCAGAGGAUUUCAAGCCUUAUACAGAGGAGGAGAAGGCCUACCUGGCCAAGGAGUACUCGGCCGCGCAGAUGGAGGCUGUGAAGGCCGGCGAGGCCGCCAUUGACCCCAAGGACCUGGCUGAACAGUUGAACGAGCGCGAUGACCCAUUGAAAUUCAAUUACGUCGAUGACUUCUCGGUGAUUGAGCCCGGUAUCGACCGACACGUGCGCGCCCCCGAGUCGAACUCAGACUACAACUUCAAGCUCAAGAGCGAGGACGACUUCGUCAACGACUUCGGCCGCUUUUUCGCGGAGAUGCCAGAAGAUGCUACAGCUGCGGAUUUUGUCCGGUUUACGGACGAGCUGCGCUUGACACACGGCAAGGAGGAGAACGAGUUGAACCCACACAGCGCUCUUGUUCCCGAUCUCUUCGGUCCUGGUGAGACCAUUGACGAGCCCCGCGUUGAGGAGCGGAAGAGUGCUGCCGAGAAGGGUGAGAAGGAACGAUCACUGAAGGCCGAAGAGAUGACCGAUGCUCUGAAGAGCCUUCUCCUCGCUACGGGCUACACUGCGGAUCAGAUCCGCGACUUCAAACUUAAGACUCUGGUUUCGCACUCGGUUGUAAACCAGACCCGUCUAGGCAAGGUCCGCCGUGCCUAUCGUCUGUCCAUCGCCGGCAAUGGCAAUGGCCUGUUGGGGAUCGGUGAGGGCAAGUCCGACGAAGCUGCCGACGCAAAGACCCAAUCGCAGUACCGCGCCAUCCGCAACAUGCAGCCGAUUCCGCGCUAUGAGAACCGCACCAUCUUCGGCGAUGUAACCGGCAAGGUCGGAGCCGUGCAGCUCCAAUUGAUGCACCGUCCCCCAGGCUUUGGUCUCCGUGUCCAGUACCUGAUCUACGAAAUGUGCCGCGCCGCCGGUAUCCACGACCUCGCUGCCCGGGUCGGCCGCUCCCGCAACCAGAUGAAUACCGUCAAGGCCGCAUAUGAGGCACUCAUGAGCCAGCGGGACCCGGAGGAAGUUGCCCGAGCGCGUGGGCGGAAGAUGGUCGAUGUGCGCAAGGUCUACUACGCUGGAAAGGUCUAG